This is a messenger RNA of Pieris rapae (cabbage white), 3819 nucleotides long. RefSeq names its product forkhead box protein P1 (gene FoxP). NCBI's taxonomy places the organism in Eukaryota, Metazoa, Arthropoda, Insecta, Lepidoptera, Pieridae. The record is from RefSeq and is a predicted model, not a curated record. Gene Ontology annotation, molecular function: RNA polymerase II cis-regulatory region sequence-specific DNA binding; DNA-binding transcription factor activity, RNA polymerase II-specific. Bases 601 to 2484 code for a protein of 627 amino acids. Gene Ontology annotation, biological process: regulation of transcription by RNA polymerase II. Gene Ontology annotation, cellular component: nucleus. The transcript has 18 exons.
GUUUAUUUUAUUCGGCGCUAUGCUCUACCACGGGCGAGCCUUUCGACUCAGUUUUAACGCACGUUUGAAACGACAAACUAUAUGUUAUGCUCGCUCGGUAAUUAUUCAAAUCGGAAGCGACUCUUAAAUCAGUGUUUUUUGGCCGGCUCUUGUCUCUGCGUAUCCUAAGUUAAUCAUAGUUUAUUUUUAUCACUACGUGUUAAUAAUUGUGGGGGCCUCCAUUUCGCUCUAGUAUUUGUUACAAUCGCUCGCGGAAACGGCGAAAAAUUCGCGAAGUUUGUUCACCUAGAGACCUAUUAAAUACUUUUUGGACGCGGGAACAUUUUGAAAGUUCGUAUUUUGGCGGGAACGCGUGUGAUAGCAGUGUAGACUGUAGAUUGAACAAUGUUUUUUUUUACGUUUUCGAGGUUAAGCGGUAUACUAGAUGUUUAAACAAGUGUGUUUUCUAAUGGAUUUAUUUUGAGAUUGUAUUCAAAACAUUGGGUUCGUAUCGGUUCAGUCAUUUCAAGAGUGCGAUAGAGGUGUGCCGCAAGGAGCUCUACUAGACACUCACUACUGUAACUCUAUAUGUAAUUGUGUUGUUGAAUUUGUGAUACCUGGAUGUGUCUCCAGCGAGAUGAAGACGACCAUUUUAUAGGUGACGCGACACCAAUGGUGCAACUACCACUCCUGGGUCCUGAGACAGCGCUAAACACAAGUCCAGGUGGUGCUGCGAAGCCGCCACCCCUCAACUCCUUCGAGCUGGACCGCUGCUUGGACAGAGAGGAGGCCGGGAGGUGGGGAGGCGAGGCAGCGCGGCGUCGCAGACGCAGCCCUCCGCGUCGUUCGCCGACAGCUGAAAAUGAACCCCUAUCUCUUGCGAGGGCAUCAGCUCCAACAUCGCCAACAGCUGGAUCUACUCAAUCCAGCCCAGCACCAGCAUCGCCAUCGGGCAGCACCAACGCAGGUGCCAGGUCUCCGUUACCAUUAGUUGCGCCAGAUCUGUUAGCUAUGCAACUGCUUGACCAGCAUAGUCAGCUUCAAGCGCUGAUGAAGCAACGCCUGUUUCAUCAGCAUCAUAUGCAGAAACAGCACAUGUCAUCAGAGGCAGCAAAAAGACUGGAGCAGUCACGAUUGCAAGACCAAAUAAGCCUCAAUCUGCUCUCACAGUCCCAUCUUCAAGCACCAGACAGUUCGCCAGGUUCCCUCCAGCAACAACUUGGUGCUCAACAGCAACAGCUGGUACAGCAAUUGCAGGCGGUCCAGAGGCAAUAUCUGAUGCACGCACCACUUUCUGUUCCACCAAAUGCACCACCAGGUCUAAUGUUAUGGGGCAGUGAAAUAGAAGAACACCCUUUGUAUGGACGAGGUGUCUGUAAGUGGCCGGGAUGCGAUGCCCUCGCCGAAGAUUUCCAGGCUUUCCUCAAGCACUUAGAAGCAGCACACACAUUAGACGAUCGUUCAGCUGCGCAGGCGCGCGUCCAGAUGCAGGUGGUAGCCCAGUUGGAGCUGCAGCUACGCCGUGAGAGGGACCGUCUGGCUGCCAUGAUGCGUCAUCUCCAUGCUGCAAGGGAUACCGCUCAUCAUCACAAAAUGCCACAUGGACCUGCCAGUGAAGGUGCAUCUCCAGGUCCCGUGAGACGUCGAGUCUCCGAUAAGUCAGGGGUGGCCAUAGCUGGAGAAAUACAAAGGAAUCGAGAAUUUUAUAAGAGCGCGGAUGUGCGGCCGCCCUUUACUUACGCAUCACUUAUAAGACAGGCCAUAAUAGAGUCUCCAGACAAACAGCUCACGUUGAACGAGAUUUACAACUGGUUCCAGAGUACUUUCUGUUACUUCAGACGAAACGCGGCCACUUGGAAGAAUGCAAUCCGGACGAACCUGUCUCUACACAAAUGUUUCGUGCGCUACGAGGAUGACUUCGGUUCGUUUUGGAUGGUGGAUGAUGCGGAAUUCGUGAAGAGAAGGCAUCUCAGCCGGGGUCGACCCAGAAAGUAUGAGCCAGCCCCACCGGGACCCAACGCUCAACAAUUUUUGGGAGCUCAAAGCCCACCAAUGAUGACUAGUCCUCAUGGAUACAGCGAAGCUUUGAAGCGAAACCUUCAGGGUAUGAUGGAGGAUUGCAAUCUAGCGUACAUGUCCACGGAUGAUCAUAUGAUGCAAAGUGAUGAUUACCAAUCAUCCCAUGAGGAUUACAGCCGACCACAAAUGAUGAACGGUUAUGGUAACAGCAGUUCUUCGCACGACGUCAAAGCCGAAGAUCUGAGUGCUAACGACGCACAAGACAUUAAGCCAAAUAUUUACGCGCUGAAGAACGAAAUGCAGGCUUCUGAUUAUACUAGUAAAGGUGAUUACUCAAAUUCCACCAAGGAGUCUUCGAACAACCGCUCCAGCGAGACUAGCCCGUACAACGAGUACGUGCGUCCGGAGGACAGAUACCGGGCCCUCUCCCACAUCAAAGACGAGGCGGAAAACUUGUCCCUCAACGAGCAAAGGUCUGACAAGUAGAUUUUUAAAUUUGGAAUUCCAUCGAAAAUCAUCGAAGUGAACUGAGCAAUACAAAGUGAUUACGAAUUUUGCACUAGCAUUAUCCACAAUAUUUACGGGUAGUUGUAUUUUGUGAAGUGUUCACUUGACUAUAGUUUACCAAAAACGUUUAUUUCACCCGGUUUUAACGGGAAGUAUUAUUUUUAGUUCUAGCUAUUUUGAAUUGUUAGCGGCAUUGUUAGUAAUGCCUUAAUAAAGGUUCAUAUCAAUAUUGAAAUAUUUAAAAGUAUUUAAUCAUUAUUUGUAAUAAAUAAGAACAAUAAGUAGUUGUAUCGUUAAGUAUAGUACAUUUGCGCAAAGCGUUUUGGUUCGCGUUCGUUCCUUGUUAGUUUGAAUAUGUUUGCUUAAAGAUUUGUCUCAAUUUAAUUGAAAUCAGUGAAAUUUUUUUGAUCUAAAACGUAUAGGAUCCAUAGAUUUGUAGUUCUGAUUUUUUAUACCAAUAAUUUCUCUAACAAGGAAAUAAGAUCUCAAAAUUUUGCAAUAGCAACACUUUUAUUUUUUAUAUUCAAUGUAUACGGAAUUGAUCUGAAUUAUUUCUGUGUUAAGUGCCAUACUGAGGUACUAUUUUGUGAUUUAUUUUUUUGUUUUAUAGGCUGUAAAUAUUUAUCGUGAUUAUCAUGAUAUAAAUUAAGUAUAGUUAAGAUCGCGUUUAAUUCGGAUAAUUUUGAAUUAACAUAAGAGAUUCCCAGUACAAGUUUCCCGACUAAAUAAAAAUAAAUUUAUUGAAAUAAAUAAUUAAAUUAAAUAGGCUUCCUGAAAGCCCAUAUUCAAUCCGUAUUUCCCCUUGUUUAUUGGCUAGCAUUGUGGUUCAAAAGUCCAGUCGACAUCUGUCCCACAAUUCUAAGGUCGUUUCUCAUUUCAAUGGAGCACGAAAGAACAUUUUUUCGUCAACAAGUUGAUUGCUUUUUGCACCAAAGGUCAUUUUUGGCACAAAUCACUAAAUACUUGUGUUAAUUCAAAGUUUUCCCUUUGCAUAUUAAAUUGUUCAUGUUGUAGAGAAUUUAGUAAUUUAGAAAAUUAAUCUCUCUGAUUUCUUUGUGCAUUUUGUUUUAAAGUGCAUUUAUUCCGAAUAUUAAAGGGUGUAAAUCAUAUCACAGUGUAUAGUUAACUAAUAGGCAGUUGAAAUGUACGCAUUUACAGUAGUUUAGCACACUUCACUUAGAAUUAAUGUAUUUAAACUUUUUGGUUACACGAGCCACGAGUUUGAAGUACUAAACGGUUUUGUAAUAUGUGUGACAUAUCUUGAAAUACACGAAAUAGCACACACACACAUAUAUAUAUACUAGCUGUCUCGAA